Molecule: messenger RNA, 3994 nt
Organism: Pyricularia oryzae 70-15
Lineage: Eukaryota; Fungi; Ascomycota; Sordariomycetes; Magnaporthales; Pyriculariaceae
Product: canalicular multispecific organic anion transporter 2
Exons: 1
Coding region: 32-3994 (1320 amino acids)
Biological process (GO): transmembrane transport
Cellular component (GO): membrane
Molecular function (GO): ABC-type transporter activity; ATP hydrolysis activity; ATP binding
Source: RefSeq, a predicted model, not a curated record
CGGUGAUCAUGUGCGACGGCUUGCUGUAUCCAUGUCUGUUGUUCUCGGUGUCAAGACUAUUCUUCUUGUGCUAGAGGCAGUCCCAAAGACCAUAAUAGCAGCAACAAUCCCGGGAACAGCACAGAACGGGCAGGAAGAGAAACAGGAAAGCACUGAUAAAAGGGGGAAAAGACAAGCACCACACGAGCAAACUGCCGGGGUUUAUGCCCGAAGGUCAUUCUGGUGGCUCAACAGGAUCCUCUGGACCGGCUUUCGAAACAGCAAGCUCAAAGCUGAUGAUCUCUACGAGAUUGACGACGACAUCAAGACAGAGCGAUACAGCCAGGCGCUUGCGAGCGCUUGGGGGCGGGCCGACAAGAGCAAGAAGCGUGCGCUUCUCCGAAGCACGCUCAGCGUUCUAAAAUGGCCGCUGCUGAUUCCCGCACUCCCGCGCUUUGCACAAAUAUUCCUCAACCUCGCCCAGCCGCUCCUACUUUUGCGUCUGCUGCAGCACGUUUCAAGCCCGCCUUCCGCCGCCGGCACUGAGGCAGAAGCCCAAGAAAGACGCGUUGGCCAGGGCCUCAUCAUCGCCACGAUCCUGGUCUACUUUGGCCUCGCCGUGUUCAACGGCUACUAUGGCUCCAAGAUCAACCGCGCCGUCGUUUUGGUCCGCGGCUCGCUCAUUGACCUUAUCUACCGGCACAUGCUGGAGUUGGAUCUGACGACUUGCAAGACCACCGCCGCUUCGGGCCCCGCCGGGCUUGUCACAAUGGAUGUGGAGCGUGUUGAUCUGGCGGUCGAUAAGCUGCACGCGCUGUGGGCUGCCCCCAUAGAGGUCGGCCUUGGUAUUUUCCUCAUAGCGAGGCAGGUCGGGUGGGCAUGCAUAGGGACGGCUGUCGUGGCUGCCGGUUGCACACUAGCCACCACCAGGAUCAGCAGACUCUUGCCCACCCGUCAAAAGGCAUGGAACCAGUCUGUGCAGCGUAGGGUGGCGCUCACCUCGACGGCGCUGAACAACAUCAAGUCGAUCAAGAUGAUGGGCGGCUUUGAGCGCCACGUGGCUGACAGACUGCAGGCGGCAAGAGAAGCUGAGCUUGACGCCUCGGCCUCUUUCCGAAAGUGCAUGACCAUUGUGAAUACGCUUGUCAUGGUACCCCGACAACUCUCUGCGCCCCUGGUUCUGACCUUGUAUGCUCUAGGUGUCAACAACAACAACGGUACGUUGCUGACGGCGUCGCAAGCGUUCACGACGCUUGCUCUGAUCGAGAUAGUAGCAGUGCCUAUGGGAUUGUUGCUUCAGGCUCUCCCCAACAUAACAUCUUCACUUGCUUGUUUGGACCGCAUCCAGGCAUUUUUGCUGUCCAAGGCUCGAGUCGAUCACCGAGGGCAGUUGCAGACGACAGCAGACAUGGAUGAAAAGCCGAAGAAUGUGACGACAACGGCUAUAUCAACUAUUGAUGUGACGACUGGAGUCUCAACAACAGUUGAUAAAACUCCAAAUUUGAUGGCGUCAUUCAAGAACGCCAGCUUCUUUUAUGCCACUGGCGAAAAGGAUGCGAGCUUUUCGCUAAGCCAAAUCAGCAUGGUCUUGCCCCGGGGCAGCAUUACAAUCGUGGCAGGGCCUGUGGGAAGCGGCAAGAGUACCCUGUUGAAGGCCAUACUCGGCGAGCUUGAGCUGGUUGCAGGAGAAGUCGACGUAAAUCCGGGGCCAAUCGGCUUCUGCGACCAGAAUCCUUGGAUAAGCAAUGGUACAGUACGUCAGUGCAUCCAGGGUAACAGUGAGUACGACAGUGAGCUAUACGACGAUGUUGUGCGCACCUGCGCCUUGGACCAAGAUAUAAUGCGUUGGGGUGAAGAAGGUAGCGGUAGCGGUAACGGUAGCGACAUGAACGUGGGGAGUCGAGGAAUGGCCCUGAGCGAAGGCCAGAAGCAUCGACUAGCCCUUGCGAGGGCGCUGUAUUCACGCGCGCCGCUGUUGAUCCUGGAUAACACCUUCCAAGCGCUCGAUUCGCGAACCGAGGCGACCAUCAGAGACAGGCUUCUUGCUCCAACCUCCGGUUGGGCUGCUCGACACGGUACGACUGUCAUGCUUGCGACGACCUCUUGCGAUAAUGUCCUGCUGGGCCAGGCCGAUCAAGUUGUGGUUUUAGACCAGAAUGGCAAGAUGGUUCCAAGGGAAGCAAGCACUCUCCUAUUUAGUGAGGAGCAGUCACCUCCCAAGAACGAGCAGAUACAACAACAGCCAGUCGAGCAGGCUAGACCUAAACUCAACAAACCCGAUGCCCUCAACGACAAGAAAACCCCGCCAACACAGCCAGCAGCGAGCAAGGAAAGCUCCAAAACUGCCAGUACCUAUCGGUUCUUCUUUGGGCCAGUCGGCUUCUUUAGGCUGGCCGUUCUCGUCCUGGGAGUGAUAUCUCUGGCUGUCCUGACGCGUAUCCAACGCAUCUGGGUGCAGUGGUGGACCGAGGCCUCCUCCCGCGAUCGCUACCCUACCUUUGUCGGCGUUUACUUCACCUUUGCUGUAGGAGGCUGCACAAGCUUCGCUUUUGUCUUUUGGUGGCUCUUCAUGUCCGUCACACCAAUCACAGCAGGCGGACUGCAUCAACAACUGGUUUCUACCAUAUUCUCGGCACCCUUGUCUUACUUCUCAGGGAUAGACUCGGGCAUCAUUCUCAACCGCUUCAGCCAGGACAUGGCUGUUCUCAACGGCAUGCUGCCCAUAAGCAUCUUCCAGACCACAUCAACCGGUGCACUCAUCAUCGGCCAGCUCGCCCUUAUCAUGUACGGUGCGAACUAUAUGAGCAUUUCUUUGCCCUUCACCAUCUUGGCACUAUGGCUGCUUGCAAACUUUUACCUGCGUACCUCUCGCCAGCUGCGCGUCCUAGAGCUCGAGUUAAAGGCACCCAUAUACACGCUGUUGACCGAGACCAUGGAAGGCCUGUCAACCAUCCGCGCUUUUGGGUGGCAGUCUUGGUACCUCGGCCGCUGCCACGUCAGAGUUGACGGGUCCAAGAGAGCCAUCUAUCUUUUGUUCAUGAUCCAGCGCUGGCUUGGCUUCGUGCUCGACUGCACCGUCGCUGCGUUGGCCACCUUGAUGGUCAUCUUGGCCACACAGCUCCGCGAAAGCACCAAUUCUGCCUCUCUAGGCGUAGGACUCUCGAGUGUGAUUGGGUUCAGCGUCCUUGUCGCUCAGCUCGUGGCGACCUAUACCGAGGUUGAAAAUUCCCUCGGGGCCGUGGAUCGCAUCAGGGACUGCGUUGAGAUGGUGCCGUCCGAGGAAGACGAGUCGAGGCUUGUGCAGCCGCCUGCAGAAUGGCCAACGCGAGGCCAUCUAGAAUUUCGCAACGUAGCUGCCGGGUAUACCGGCAAAGAUGGCGUAACCACAAAGGUAAUCCAGGAUUUAACCUUUAGCGUUGAACCCGGUCAGAAGGUUUGGUUAUGUGGCAGAACUGGCAGCGGCAAGUCAACAAUUCUAAACCUUCUCCUCCGUCUCAUGGAUGCAAGCUCGGGAGAGAUCCUAGUCGACGGUGAAGACAUGGCGCGAAUCAGCCCCUCCGCCGUCAAGAAAGCAUUUGCAGUCAUCCCGCAGUCGCCAUUCUUCCUACCGGGCACGACGGUUCGUAUAAGCCUUGGUCUAUACGCUUCCAGCUCGGAGGGCGAUUUGGCUCAGAUACCAGACGAAGAAAUGAUCUCUGUCCUGAACGAGGUAGGCUUAUGGGACCACAUAAGGUCACAGGCUGGAGAACUAGGGUUGGGAUUAAACAUGGACAAGCUUCCGCUCUCUCAUGGCCAACGCCAACUGUUCGGUUUCGCCAUGACCAUGCUGAAAGUGAAGAGGCAGGGGAGUAAAAUCGUCCUGAUGGAUGAGCCAGCCAGUGGUUGUGACCAAGAGACAAUGAUGGAGAUGAGCGCGCUGAUCCGACGGGCCUUUGAAAGCUGCACGGUGCUUGCUGUCACCCACAGUUCGGACAUAAUUUCUGAGUAUGACAUGGUAGUCUCGCUUGACAAUUAG